Messenger RNA from Zonotrichia leucophrys gambelii, 2076 nucleotides. RefSeq names its product fibroblast growth factor 19 (gene FGF19). The coding region runs from base 1 to 663 and encodes 220 amino acids. Gene Ontology annotation, biological process: animal organ morphogenesis; positive regulation of cell population proliferation; fibroblast growth factor receptor signaling pathway. Gene Ontology annotation, molecular function: growth factor activity; fibroblast growth factor receptor binding. The transcript has 3 exons. Gene Ontology annotation, cellular component: extracellular region; cytoplasm. The record is from RefSeq and is a predicted model, not a curated record. NCBI's taxonomy places the organism in Eukaryota, Metazoa, Chordata, Aves, Passeriformes, Passerellidae.
AUGGGGCUGCGCCCCGCCGCGCUGGCGCUGCUCGCUCUGGCGGCCGCCGCCGCCUCCGCGCUGCCGCUGCCGCUGCCCGACGCCGGCCCGCACCUCAACUACGGCUGGGGAGAGCCCAUCCGGCUGCGGCACCUCUACACCGCCAGCAAGCACGGCCUCUUCAGCUGCUUCCUGCGCAUCGGCGCCGACGGCCGGGUGGACGCGGCCGGCAGCCAGAGCCCGCAGAGUCUGCUGGAGAUCCGCGCCGUGGCCGUGCGCACCGUGGCCAUCAAGGGCGUGCAGAGCUCCCGGUACCUGUGCAUGGACGAGGCGGGGAGGCUGCACGGGCAGCUCAGGUAUUCCACUGAAGACUGUUCCUUUGAGGAGGAGAUUCGCCCAGACGGCUACAACGUGUAUCGAUCCAAAAAACAUGGAAUAUCAGUGUCUUUGAGCAGUGCCAAACAAAGACAGCAGUUCAAGGGGAAGGAUUUCCUUCCCCUGUCUCACUUCUUGCCCAUGAUCAACACGGUGCCCAUGGAGUCAGCAGACUUUGGUGAAUAUGGUGAUUACAGCCAGGCCUUUGAGCCAGAGGCGUUCUCCUCGCCCCUGGAGACGGACAGCAUGGAUCCCUUUGGCAUUGCCUCCAAACUGUCCCCAGUGAAGAGCCCCAGCUUCCAGAACUGACUGUGCUCCCACACAUGUUUUCACAGAAAUAUUGAAGAGGACUGUAGGGUUUGUAGCUUUCUGUGUAGUGAUAUUUGAGAACUUUUUUGUGUGUUUGAGUAUGGAGCCAGCCUCAUCCUUGUUGUACCUGCAAGAGAUGAGUGCCUGUUCUAUAGUCUAAAGAAUUGCCUGUCCAUAGUUUUGUUUGGAAAAGCAGGAUUAAAUGCGAAAACUUUAGUGACCUUAUCAGAAUUUCUCCAUAGGUGGUGAUAAAAUAACUGUAAUUUUUCUACACCAGCUACACUUCCACAUAUAUUUACCUGUUAUAGCUGCUUAUACAAGCAAAUGCAGAAAACGUUUUCCUCUUCAGAGAUCCCAACUCAAACACUUGGACCAAAAUUAGAUGAAGGAAAACGUCCUACCAGAUGUAACUUGAGUUAAUGCUGCUUCUUUAAAGGGCUGCUAACAACAUUCUGGGGAAGAUCUCCUAUGGAAAGCAUACUGCUGAAAAAACAAAUCUGCUUGUACAUUGUGCUUUUUCUUCCCUUAGAAAAUAAGAGAAGAAAGGGAAAAAUUUCUCCCUUUCCUUACUGGUAAGAGGUAAUUUGGGAAACUUGAUCAUUGAUUUCUUUUGUUAAGGCUGAAUUAUGUUCUCUGAUUCUGCAUCAGAAUCACCCAGCAGAGAGUUCUUAUCAAAAUCAGUGAGGAUUCAGUGUGCAGUUGGAAGGGUGCCCAGGGCUAGAAUUGAUGUUCAUCGGGUAGGGAAUGAGCAGCUCAAAUGAAUGUUUAAAUGAAGAUUGUGUUGUAUAUAAGCAUGUAUAUGUCAUUAGCAAAUAGAGAAGAACACUGAGAACGGAUGUAUAGGUCAAAUCAGUUGUAAAAUAGGUUUUUGUGUUCAACCUUUAACCACCAGGAAUUCUUUCAAGUCACUUCCAGGCUUGAUUCAGCAUCCAUGGGAAUCAGUGGAGAGAUGGUUUAGUGAGAUAAAAGCUGCAGAACUGGGUCAGGAUUCUCCUUGCAAGAAGGGAUUGUGAGGACUUCUGGCCAAGGCACUCAAUGUCUUCAAGUUCUGUUCUCCCUCUGAAAAGAUUCAAUGAAGGAAUAGCCAAGGUGAAGCCAAAGGGGGGAAAAAAAGGAUGGUUCAGGGAUUCUACUUGUUUCCAAAGGUUCAUUUACAAGAUAGAUUUCUGUACCAAAAAAAAAGAAAAAAAAAAAAAAAGAAAGAAAAGAAAAAAAAAGCUUUACUGGAAAUACCAGUGUUUUUCUGACCUAGCACUUCAUUGCCAAUGCAAUAUUUAUAAUUAAUUUAUUGAAUACGUACAUCUGUUUAUUUUGUUACUGUUAUUUAUGCUCAAGAUUCUAUUUAUAUACUUCUGAAUAUAGGUUUUUUAGUUGUAACAAAUCUUGUGCAGUUUUGUAAUCAACAGAAUUUUA